Messenger RNA from Oncorhynchus kisutch (coho salmon), 4484 nucleotides. RefSeq lists its product as uncharacterized. Gene Ontology annotation, biological process: peptidyl-proline hydroxylation to 4-hydroxy-L-proline; cellular response to hypoxia. Gene Ontology annotation, cellular component: nucleus; cytoplasm. The coding region runs from base 556 to 2214 and encodes 552 amino acids. The record is from RefSeq and is a predicted model, not a curated record. The transcript is spliced from 6 exons. Gene Ontology annotation, molecular function: peptidyl-proline 4-dioxygenase activity; ferrous iron binding; L-ascorbic acid binding. Lineage: Eukaryota; Metazoa; Chordata; Actinopteri; Salmoniformes; Salmonidae.
AGAGAUGCUGGGGGAAUUACCAGCGGAGAGACACGGGUGGAGAAAUGGAGCGUACUUUUUGGUUAUUGAGGGGGACCUACUCUGACUCCCGCAGGCAGAAGCGGUAGUUCUCUCCCAAGGACAAGCAUAUGUUUCCAAAUUCCACCCUGGGUGGUGGACAUAUCUGGAUAUUAAUUAGCUAAACAUAAAUGAAAAUCGCCUGGAACGACAGCAAGGCAAUCCCGGAAAUAACAGACGUACCCUCAGCCGGUCACGUAGGCUGCGCUACUGGAGCUCUGCGUUCCAGAUAGAAACAUCAUCUCAAGCUUCAGAAUAUCAGAAAACAUUUCAAUAGAAGACAAAUGUGAAAAUAUUUCAAGAAAAACCACGAAUGAAAGAAACUGAGGCAUAUUCGGAGCUAUUCGGACUUUUUAAUAUGAAACUUUCCAACGCUGCGGCACCGCUCCUCUCUCGCAGACUCGGCAGUUGUACUACACACCCUCUCGCACAGUGGCUCUGGUAAAAAAUGAGGCGAGGACGUGGGCUACGUGCACAUCCAGCACUAGACGAGAUGAAAUGGAGAGCUUGGAACACACGGACCUUUUAAAUCCAAGCUCUUCCCACGGACAUCGCAGUUUUUCAGCCUCGCAUGAGAGAGUGACUAACGGUGAACACAUAUUCGGAGCUGCCGAGCAUCACCCUUUCCAGACCAACAUGGGACUAAAUGGACUAAAUAGAUACUGCCCGGGCAUGGCGCCUGUUGGGAGCGCCACGGCUGCGGAGUUACUGUCAGGUAUGGCUUCCAAAGCAAGCUCUUCCGGAAUCAUGGUUUUAAAGAAGCAGCCGAAUGCUGGGCUGCCGUUCUAUAACGGCGGGAUCGUGUCUCCGUCCGCAACCAUUGAGGGCAGCCACAGUGGGGUAUUGGCGCAAACUCCCAACGGUUGUCCUCUGCAAGUGAGGGGGGUGGGGGAGACACCGAAUGGCCUUGCGCAACCUCUCGGAAACAGAGCACGCCUCCUGGAGAAUGGGGACAGAGCACAACAUGAGAAAUGUGCUCUUCUAGUGAAGAGGGCCAAUGGUGACCCGCAGGUCAAACCGCACCAUCGGAAGCGGAGAGGCGGGGAGAACCGGGACAUGGGUCUGGAGAUGCCCAAAGGAUGUGGCUUGUCAGCGGGGUCAGGUCUAGGAUCUCUAGGUAUGAUGUUCUACGGACCAGGAGAGUCGAUAACCCCGGACUGCAAACGGAGACUAGUGGCGGAGAGCGACAUUCACAAAGCAGAGCCCUCCAAACCAGGCAAAGCGGUUCCGCUCGCUGCUAAUGGCGACAACAGCGUCAACAAUAACCUUAGCAACCACAACCACGGCGCCACCCCUCACCCCCCUUUGCCCGCCCCUCACAGCAACAAGCUGCACCACAAUGUACACAAGGUGACACAGCUGAGCACAGGGUCCGUUCCAGACCAGACGUCCCCAGUAGAGUCCAACAGCAUCCCGUCUCUACGGUUACAGGCCGGGGAGGGCUGGUCGGCGGAGCAUAUCGCCCAGAAGUACAUCGUGCCUUGUAUGAAUUCCUACGGUAUCUGUGUGAAGGACAGUUUCCUGGGGCCACGGCUGGGUGAGUCGGUGAUGGGCGAGGUGGAGAGUCUGAAUCGCAGUGGGAAGUUCCGGGGGGGUCAGCUGGUCAGCCAGAGGAGCAUCCCUUCGCGGAGUAUCCGUGGAGACCAGAUCGCUUGGGUGGAGGGGCACGAGCCAGGGUGUGAGGGCAUCGCCACGCUGAUGGCACACAUCGACGAGGCCGUGAUGCACAGCGCUGCCAACGGGCAGCUGGGGGACUGUGUCAUCAACGGGCGCACCAAGGCUAUGGUGGCCUGUUACCCAGGUAACGGCACGGGGUACAUCCGUCACGUGGACAACCCUAACGGUGACGGCCGCUGCAUCACCUGCAUUUACUAUCUCAACAAGAACUGGGAUGUCAAGGUUCAAGGAGGUCUGCUGCAGAUCUAUCCAGAGGGGAAGAGUGUGGUGGCCAACAUAGAACCGCUGUUUGACCGUCUGCUUAUCUUCUGGUCCGACCGCAGGAACCCACACGAGGUUAAGCCAGCCUACGCUACACGCUAUGCCAUCACUGUCUGGUACUUUGAUGCCAAGGAGCGGGCCGAGGCCAAAGAGAAGUACAGAUUGGCAACCGGACAGAAAGGUGUUCAAGUGCCCGUCACUCAAAACAACAAAACCUAAAUCCCGUCCAAUCCCGUCCAACCCCCCCCCCCCCCCCCCCCCCCCCACGAGUGCUUUCUGGAUGUGCAUGUGCCUACCCGCGCUGCUAUUGGACAUUUUAUUCUGAGGGGAGACGCUGUAAACCUAGCAGGCCCUGCCCACUCUGUCUCUUGUCAGUCGUCUGAAACAGCUCUUGAUUGGCUGUGAGGAAAUACGGCAGCAUCUGAUUGGGCGGUUGAGGGAAAGGGGGCGGAGAUGGAACACGGUGGAAUCAGUUGGUGAGAAGAGCGAGGCAGGGUCAGACUAACUCAGGUGGCGUAAGGGCCGAAGAGGAUGAAGAUGACUCAUCUUCAUCAGAGAAGUUUUAAAAAAUAAUUUGAGACAAGAAACCGAUUGGACCGGCUCUUGUUUUUCAGUUUUUGCCCUUUCAAUAAUCAUCGCUGUUUAUAUUAUAAUCAGAAAGCAAUCUUCUCUGCUCAGCUCAGUCAAAAGAUGAGGGCAUUUUGUCCAAUCAGAAAGCAGGCCUAAGGAGACAGGAGCACCCUCUGUAUGGUCGGAGGAAAACGAUUGCAUCCGGUUUUCAGGGGAAAUGGAAAGCGAGCCUGUGACGCGACUUCCACUUUUGGACGUUAGCAAUCUUAACUCCUCCUCCAAAUGUACUAGAUUGGUUCAACAGUGCAGAAGAGAACCUCCCCCAACAUUUUUUUUCUUUCUUCUCUACCAUCAGGUUAGAACAGGACAGUUAGGGAAAUGUGUUUGGAGGUCCUGACCAUCACACACAUCGUGACACAUCCAGCAUGUUGCCUCAGCUACAUCCAGCCAUCAAUCAACAACGCGCCGUUAAAGAGGAAGUGACCUCACAGGAAAUGAUCCUUUACAUAUCAUACAGCAGGGUGGCAUUCAGCUUCUCCCAGCAGUCAUGUUGCUGGAGAAACUGUUAGGGUUAGCCACCUGCCACCAGCGUACAGAGAAGACUGAAGACUCUCUUUAACGCAGAGAAGACUGAAGACUCUCUUUAACGCAGAGAAGACUGAAGACUCUUUAACCUAGAGAAGCAUGAAGACUCUAUUCAACUCGACUUUUAACUCGACUAGUCCAACAGAUAAAGUGCUUUCACGGCCUCCUCAAUAAUGUUUGUUUGUUCGUGCGACAGCCAGUGAGAAUCGAAGGGGUGUGCCAUGUCGGGAACGCAAUGUAACAAUUCCAAGAACGUGUUUUUGUUUGUGAAACGUUUUGAAGGCGGCGCCGACGCAAAGCUCACACAGACACUUCCACAAAAACACUGGAACCUGUGCAAGCCGUCAGUGGGUCGGGUCGAAACAGGGUUUGCUGAAUGUUUCUAGGGUGUAUUUUGUUGACGUGUGUACGACUGUGUGCAUCUGUGUACGUGCGUGAGGGAGUGUAAAGAAGAUGUACUGUACAAGCAAACCUGUUUCUAGUACCUUAGUGGUCCCAAUUGCACCUGUAUGCCCCAACCCUACUGGUACCAAGACUAGAGGCUGCAUCAGCACUAUCAACAUCACCUACAGUGCAUUCUGGUCUACUCACACAUACAAUCGAUUGGACACGGUUUACCACGACAUCUGAAUUUAACCUGACCCCAAACCCUCAGUCAACCUUGUUCAAUUCCACAGAAGCAAACGUUAAUGCACAGGAGGGUCUGUGUGAAAGACCAGAAGUCUCCACAAGAAUAGUAAACAAACAGAAAUUUGACCAACUGGGGACAUUUUGUGAGUCCCCAUAAGUAUAGUUCUACGGGGUUAAGGUUUGAAUUAUGGUUAGGGGUUAAGGUUAGGUUUUGGGGUUAUGGGUUAAGGUUAGGUUUUGGGGUUAGGGGAGGGAAAAUAGGAUUUUGAAAGGGAAUCUGUUUUGUGUCCCCACAAGGCUAGUUAAACAUGACUGUUUGUGCAUGUGUGCACCCUGGCCUUGAAUGGGGGUGAGGAUGCGCUUGACUUUGUGUGUGUGUGUGUGUGUGUGUGUGUGUGUGUGUGUGUGUGUGUGUGUGUGUGUGUGUGUGUGUGUGUGUGUGUGUGUGUGUGUGUGUGUGUGUGUGUGUGUGUGUGUGUGUGUGUGUGUGUGUGUUACAGACUGGGUAAGAGAGAAGUAAAAAAUAUCACUUUUCAGAAAUGCUAUCUGUAAAUGAUAACAAUGGAAAUGUAGAAAAUGCUUUUAUGCUGUGGAUAAUAUGGUUAUUGAGAUGCAAUAGUAACAAACAAUGAGAACAAAAAAAGUUGCCUAAUUUUUUUUCUGAAUUUUGCAGUAUUUAAUUAAAAUGUGUUUUUGUAUAAGAA